AUGGAAUCCAUCACCAUCACCCGCUUCUCCCCCUCCCAACACGCCCACCUCAUCCCCGCCAUCCUCCAGAUGCACAUCAACUGCAUCCAGUCCGACGGCGCCCUCCUCCGCUUCCACCCGCCCUUCACCCCCGCAAAGCGCCACAAAAUGGAAACCUUCUGGAACGAACGACUACUCUCUCAAAUCUCAUCCGGUCGCCGCAUUGCACUCAUCGCCUUGGCAGCAUCCAACAUCGAGGGUAGUGACGAUGUGGCUGGCAUCGUAGAGCUGGGGAUGCCGGACGCUGACACGGGGCCUUUUCGCGGGGACCUAGAGAUGCUGAUGGUUUCGCCAAAGUAUCGACGCAGGGGACUGGGCGUGAAACUCAUCAACGACGUGGAAGAAAUUGCAAGAGAGGAAAAGAGGACCUUGUUGCAAUUAUCGACAGACGUAGGCUCAACGGCGGAGAAAUAUGUCUAUCCUCGCUUAGGAUAUGCUCUGAUGGGAACAGUUCCCAAGUAUGGCAUCUCGCCUCUAGAUGGCUCCCUAAAAGACGGCGCUUUCUUUUACAAACAUCUGGCAGAACUCAAUUAA
Messenger RNA from Trichoderma citrinoviride, 573 nucleotides. Its product is annotated as acyl-CoA N-acyltransferase. Gene Ontology annotation, molecular function: acyltransferase activity, transferring groups other than amino-acyl groups. The transcript has 3 exons. Lineage: Eukaryota; Fungi; Ascomycota; Sordariomycetes; Hypocreales; Hypocreaceae. The coding region runs from base 1 to 573 and encodes 190 amino acids. The record is from RefSeq and is a predicted model, not a curated record.